Loa loa (African eye worm) is the source of this 327-nucleotide messenger RNA. RefSeq lists its product as hypothetical. NCBI's taxonomy places the organism in Eukaryota, Metazoa, Nematoda, Chromadorea, Rhabditida, Onchocercidae. Gene Ontology annotation, biological process: monoatomic ion transport. The transcript has 3 exons. The record is from RefSeq and is a predicted model, not a curated record. Gene Ontology annotation, cellular component: membrane. Bases 1 to 327 code for a protein of 108 amino acids. Gene Ontology annotation, molecular function: chloride:monoatomic cation symporter activity.
AUGAUCCGGUAUCUUUAUAUCAUCAUUUUACGAGAUGAUAAUCCAUUGUAUGGUCGUGGAACAUUGGGUGUUUUCUCUGGUGUUUAUAUUAGUUAUAUGCAAAAUAUUCUUUUAGUUGGUGUAAUUUUAAUUCGUCUACCAUGGAUUGUUGGCCUUUUGAGCUUAAGUAUAACAGUAUUCGCAAUUUUACUCGUCUUUGCAACGAUUUUUUUUUCAUCAUUUUCUAUCGCAGCAAUUGCAACAAAUGGAAGUGAUCGUUUAUAUGGUGGUCCAUUUACAACAAUUGCAUAUAGUUUGGGUAAUCGAGUAGCAGUUGUUGGUAAAUAA